CUGCCCGGCUUCCUCGGCCUGAGAUGGCUCCGCAGCAACAAGUUCUCCAGGAAAUUGCGUACGGCCCGCACCUGGCAGCUGGGGCCUGCUCAGCCCCCGUUCGCACACUUGCAGCAGGUAGGACGCCUUGGACAGGAGGAGCACGCGGCCCCGCGUAGAGGUCCUGGAGAGGCCCUGCUGACAGGCGGCUGCUCGGUGCGCGGUUAGUCCGGGGCCAGACCCAGCGGGAUGUACUUGACCGAGCACUGAGGGGGAGAAGGGAGGCCGAGGGACAGCCGCAGGAAUGACAAUUGUGGAUGAGCAAUAAUUAUUGGCCGAGCCUACUAUGUCUUGGGAGUGCCUAAUGCACAAACAUUGGACUGCAAUGCAUACCAACUUUAAUUCAUUCGACCGAUGUUGAUUAUAACUCUUGAGAUGGUGAUAGUGAACUGCCUUCCAGAACCGCUGCAAUCCAUGUUGAUAGAUUCACAAUGCUGCAAGAGAGGAAAUUCUGCUACAAGAUGUGCUGCAGCAACCUGAAGGCUUCAGGAGCACUUCCCUAGUUUGCAAAUGGAGACUGCACCUGACAUCUGGGAAUACCUUCACCACCUUCAAGUUCCCCAUCAUGCUAACUUGCAGAUAUGUCACUGUUCGUUCAUUGAGUCAAAAUCUGAACUCAGUCUCUGAAGGCAUUCACCGUGGACUGCAGAUUUUACGAAGACCACAUUUUGAAGAACAGCCAAAUGAUGCUGACUGGCCUAUUCUGUGUUUCCAGGGAUGUGAGGUGAUUCGAAAUUUGCUCAUUGGAAUUCCAGCUGUCCAUAUUGUUACACAGGUUCUGGAACUUGAUUAGAUAUCCAAGGCAACAUACAUAGCAAAUCAUUUUUACAGCUUGAUGAAGGUAUUCAACAUUGACCUCAUGAAUCUAUUGUGACAGCGUGACUCACUAGCAUGUUCCAUCACCACUGUAGAAGAAACCCGGAACUGCAGCAGGAACUGCAAAUCCAAAAUGCUGUUGCAGCUGGUGAUGUUCAUACAGUGCGCAAGAUGCUGGAACAAGGCUAUUCUCCUAAUGGUCGUGAUGCUAAUGGAUGGACUCUGCUCCAUUUUUCUGCAGCGCGUGGCAAAGAAAGAUGUGUUCGUGUAUUCUUAGAGCAUGGAGCUGAUCCCACCGUUAAAGAUUUAAUUGGAGGUUUCACUGCAUUGCAUUAUGCAGCUAUGCAUGGCCGAGCACGAAUUGCAAGGUUGAUGUUGGAAUCAGAGCAUAGACCUGAUAUUAUUAAUGCUAAAAGCAAUGAUGGAUGGACUCCUCUCCAUGUGGCUGCCCAUUAUGGCAGAGACUCAUUUGUCAGACUUCUGCUGGAGUUUAAAGCUGAAGUUGAUCCACUCAGUGAUAAAGGCACAACUCCACUUCAACUAGCCAUUAUCAGAGAGCGCUCAAGCUGUGUGAAAAUUCUUUUGGAUCACAAUGCCAACAUUGACAUUCAAAAUGGUUUUCUGCUGCGAUAUGCAGUGAUCAAAAGCAACCACUCAUAUUGUCGAAUGUUUCUUCAAAGAGGUGCAGACACAAACCUUGGCAGGAUGGAGGAUGGACAAACUCCAUUACACUUGUCUGCACUAAAGGAUGAUGUACUUUGUGCACGGAUGUUACAUAACUAUGGUGCAGAUUGCAACACAAGGAACUAUGAGGGACAGACUCCUCUGGCUGUCUCUGUAAGUUUAUCUGGAACCAGCAGACCCUGCUUAGAUUUCUUACAGGAGGUUACAAGACAGCCUCGAAGUUUACAAGAUCUGUGCCGAAUUAGGAUUCGUCAGUGUAUUGGCCUUCAAAAUUUGAAAGGACUGGAUGAACUUCCUCUUGCAAAAGUCAUGAAAGACUAUUUGAAGCACAAAUUUGAUGACAUUUGAAUGUUGAAAGUUCCACUCUUGAGGGUUUGAAGUGAGUGCUGCCUUGCCCCAAGUACAUCCUAUGCAAUUCCCGAUUUGAAAUUUAAAGUCAAUACGGGUAUCAUUACCUCUCCGAAUUUAAUAAUUCCGUCUUAUUGGGCAUAAUACUGGCCUGCUCCGGGAAGAUCUGUGUUCACUUCCAAAAUAGUUCCAAGCUGAAAAACUUAACUGCCUGAGUUGGCAGCGUUCAGAAACUUUGAUUAUUUCUUCUCUCCAGCUUGACUUCUAUUCCAAUAUAAUGUUCAAUUAUUUUAACUACUGACUGCAAAAUUCAAUGUGCUGGAACAGGUAACAUUUGAAUGACAAAGUUAACAGAACAAGAAUGAACAAAGCAAUUCUGUUUGAAAAUAUCCAAAAAUGUGUUACUCUAAGUUAGUCUGUAUCAAGAUGGAUACAAGUUAAAUAUUUCAAAUUGAAGUGAAAACAAAGAAUCUGGAAAUGCACAGCAGGUCAUUCAGCAUCUGUGAUUAGAACGGAGACUUGGCAUUUUGUCCCUAAUGUCCUUCUUGAGAAUUGAAAAAUAAGAAAUAGAAAUGGAAAAUACUGGAGAUGCACAGCAGGUCAGGCAGCAGGGGUGGAGAAACAAGCAGAGAUGGUGUUUCAGAUCAGUGACCUUUUAUUAGAACUGGAAAAAGAUAUAAUGGAUUUUAAGAAUGUAUUGAGAAAUAGGUAGGGUGAGUUGUAAAAAAAAAAGGAAGAGGAAAAUCGGACAUUAAUAUCAGGAAAAUUAGAGUAUGGAAAAGAUAACAACAAGCAGCCCAACAAACUCUGAAAGUGCCAGUGUAAUAAAUACUUUGCAUUACAUCAGUCAAGUGAAAGAUGGGACUGUUGAGGAAGGAUGUGUGAAUGACUAAGGAAAGUGAAGAAACAGAUUAUGGGUGAGAUUACUUGACUGAGAUGAUCAUCUAACAAAGAUUCCACUGGUACCUUUCUUCUUUCCUUUCCCUUCCUCUUUACUAAUUAAUAUGUUCAUCCAUUUUUGUUUCUCUGUUCUGAAGCAUAUAAUAGCUCAAAAUGUCUGCCACAUCCAAAUUUGUGUUUUGACAAGAAACAAAAUUUAAAGGUGCUAUAGUGAUUUAGGCUUUUAUUGCCGUAUUCCCUGUACUUAUGUCUUCUCUUUUCCACGCCUUCCAAAGCUACUUGUGUUGCCCUUCACUGUAAUGCUCUGCUGUAUUGUCUGUGAUGCUUAGACAGUGGAGGUGCUAAGGUAUAGUAGAUGCUUUGAACUUGGAAAUUUUGUUUGGGAGAUGGAAGGAAAGCUAACCAGCGAGUAUAUCAUAAUCAGAUUUUCAUAUAAAUAAAUCUCUUCACUCAGCUUUGUUUUGUCCUUUGUGCCCCCUCAGGAGUUUGUCUGUUUACUAGUAUACAUUUUGUGAUAUUUUCUUGUCCUUAUCCAUGCCUUGCUCUGGAAUUCGCAUUCUCCAUUCUGUCUGCACCAUUAACUUGAUCUAUAUUGUCAGCUGACCAUAAUGUUGUGGUGUAAUGUGUGCAGCCAGUCCAUAAUUCCUUUUGUUUUUAAAGCAUACAACCAACGUAUGUUACAACAGCACUGAAGACAGACCAGUGUAAGUGAGUCAUUUUCAUGUCUGCCAAAUAUUUGUCCUUAAGAGGUAUUUCAGAGUAGAAGUAUCCUAAAAGCUUUACAACUUUCUGGAGUUGUAUGCAACCUAAGUUCUGUAUGUUUUGCUAGCAUCAAAUUUUAAGCAGAACAUUUAGUAUUUCUCAGUAUAUUUUGAACAGAUCUCUGGCAAUUGAAUUUCCUAACUAUAUGGGAAACGUUAAAGAAAUAUUUGAUAUUUGAUGACCUAAGGUUAAUAGUUAUACUUUUAAAAAGCUGUCUCAGAGCUAAGAACGUGACAGAGCGAAAAAGCUGGGGCAAUAUUUGUGGUAAUACUGGGCCAGUAUGGAUUUCCUUUCCAUGGAUUGCCGCCUUGCUGAGGUUGGGGUUUGAGUAUUCUUUUAAUUCCAAGAGCAAUGCCAUCAAGAGUAACAUAGGGCACAGUCAAGGCAAGUGCUCUGAAUGAUCAGCAACUGUAACACGGUGGCUGAAGCUAUGAAGUUCUAGUCAGUUAGAAUUCAGAUAGGAGGGUCCUGGCUUCCUGUUAGCCGUUACCCCUAUUCACUUCAAUACACCUUAAUAAGAGAAUUAGAGUUGGUCAGCAUGGAAAAUCCAGUCAGAUGAGGCUUUUGGAUUAAGGUGUCAAUAGAUGAAUAAUAAGCAUUCCAGAUUAGAGUAGAAUAAACUAUUGCUGCAAUUGCUUUGGAGAGAAUGAUCCAGACUUCAGUGCACAGGUCUGUUCUGCUUAAGUACUUAACAGUGCAGUUAAAUAUUUCAAUCUGAUAGCAGGUUGCUAUUCUCCCAGGCUGACAAGAUUCUGUUAUUGGUCAACUGUUUUUGUCUUCCUUUUUUUCGUUUUUUUUUUUCCCCACCGUCCUCAAUAAAGUAAAAUGCAGUUUGCAGUGGGAUCCUCUUACCAUUUCAAACUUUAUUGAAGCAAUUGCUAUGACUCAACACUGUAGGUUUCAACAGUUACACACUAAAAUAAGAAUAUGUUUUAGCCAUUAAGAUGUAAGAGACACAAUGCUUUUUGUUUUCCAGUUCUGUGAGGCCUGUUUGUAUUUUAAUUUUUAGGUGGUGCCAAAAUUCUUGCUCAGGUGAUAAUAUGAUUGAAGGUAGUGCUGAAUGUUUACUAAUCCUAUACAGUGACAUUCUUCUUUACAGAUACAAGUAAUUUCAAUUUAUCUACACCCUUAAAACACGUCAAUAACUUGUUGGCAAGAGCUAUGACAUGCUGCACUAUAACAGCUAACGGUCCCUGGUGAGUGACUCAGAAUUGAGUAUGUGACUGCAUGUUGCCUUUACUAAAUGCAGCAACAUGUAAUAUCAUUGAGAUAGCAGUGCAUUACAGCUACAGGCAUUAGUGUUCAAAGCAUUAGUAUCUGCCUGGCACAUCUCUCCCUGGUCUAACUCCUGAAUAUCCCUCUUCACUGACUUGCAAAUAAAAUGAACAAAUAAAUUAACAAGUCUUGAAGCUACAGCCCUGUAGAAAUCAUAAUUUUGUUUUAGUCAUCAUUUUGAAAAAAUAAAGUACAAUUUAAAGCUGAAAUUGUUUCUGAUCAUUUCUUUCAGAUAGCAUUAAUGUCAGGAAUACAAGUAAUCAGGGGUAUUUAACUGCAUUUGUUGCGGAUGUGAGAUAAACAUUGGUCAAUGUUCUUGGUCGCUAAUUUUGCCUUGGUCUUAUUCUUGUUUGAUAAUGAAACCUACUGUUUUCUGCCCAUAGCAGUCUAUUCUCCAGCUGAUUCUAGAGUUUGUUAAUGCCCAUUGAAGCUACAAUGCGUUUCCUUUGGCUAGAGCAUUUAGCUGAUGUUGGCAUAGCAUGUUGUAGUGAAGGAUUACUGUACUAUCAAGGUGUGUUGAAGUUCGCUCUUCAUGUCUUGAAAGUUUGAGAACUAUUUCUCUCCUUCCCGCCCUCUCUCUUUUUCUUCCCCUCUCUCUCUUUCCCUCCCUUCCCUCCCUCUCUCCCUCCCUCCCUCUCUGUACCAUCUGCAAGGAAUUUUAAGUGGCCUUUUGAGUGAAAUAUACAAACCUAUUAGAGUUGAAUAACUUUGAAGACAAAACUUCAUCUUCCAGUCUUAUAGGUUGGGAUCCAAUCCUUUAGUAAGUACAGAAAUAUAUAAACAUUUUUAAAAAAAAAAAGCUGGUGAGCUGUGAUGCAAAGGGAUCAUAGAUGUUAUUUUGUACAUUUUUCAUCUUAACUUGAAAUACCAAAGAGAAACUAAGAUCUUAAAAGAAUUCGUUGGAUGAAUUUUUGUUUGUACAGUUUUAUAAACUGGUAAUGUAUCAA
This is a messenger RNA of Hemiscyllium ocellatum (epaulette shark), 5771 nucleotides long. RefSeq names its product ankyrin repeat and SOCS box containing 7 (gene asb7). The coding region runs from base 931 to 1887 and encodes 318 amino acids. Gene Ontology annotation, biological process: intracellular signal transduction. The transcript is spliced from 6 exons. Gene Ontology annotation, molecular function: protein binding. The record is from RefSeq and is a predicted model, not a curated record. NCBI's taxonomy places the organism in Eukaryota, Metazoa, Chordata, Chondrichthyes, Orectolobiformes, Hemiscylliidae.